AUGUCGCCGCACACUUUCACUCCGCUCCAUUCACAUGUCUGGAUCGGAGGUCUGCGGCGCUUAAUCCUCCUAAAUCCCGGUCAACAGAGGCGGAGCGAGCAGCGUUUUCCAGUUUCCUCCCAGAUCAGUUUCACCGUGGCGGGUCGCGCAGACAACAACAACAACAACAACAAUAACAACAUAGAGAGAGAGAGAGAGGGAGAAAGAAAGAAAACCAAAACACGAUGUGUAUCCUAGUGUUUUCAGUAGAGUAGCAGCCUGUGGAGACGGUGCGCUCAGGACGGGGGAGCAGAUGCGCCUCUUGCCAUGACUGCUGCCGGGAAGCAGAGCUUUCAGGUGGCGCUGAUCUGGUUGUGCGUCGCCCAGCUGACCGCAGGCCUGAAGUGCGUGUGCCAGCUGUGCGCCAACCACACAUGUGAGACGGCCGCAGACGGCGCCUGCUGGAACUCCGUGAUGCUGAUUGACGGGAAGGAGGAGACAGUCAAAUCCUGCCUCUCCCCCUCCGAGAUGAAGGGUCAGGUCUUCUGCUACAGCUCCAGGAACGUCUCCAAGAGGAGCUGCUGCUUCACUGACUUCUGCAACAACGAGACCCUGCACCUGCACCGAGAGAGGCCUUCAGAGGAGCCAGGCUGGAGCAGGCUGCAGCUCACUGUGGUGAUCCUGGUGCCCUCCUGCUUGCUGUGUGUGGGGAUCCUGCUGGGCGUGUGUGUCGUGCAGGGACACCGUUGUGCCUACGGCCGAGCCCACAAGCAAGACCCCGAGGAGCCCCUGGAUGAUCAGAUGCUCAUGUCUCCAGAUAAAUGUCUCAAAGAUCUGAUUUUUGACAUGAGCACAUCUGGUUCGGGGUCAGGCCUACCACUGCUGGUCCAGAGGACCAUCGCUCGGACCAUCGUCCUGCAGGAAACCAUCGGAAAAGGUCGCUUUGGCGAGGUGUGGCGUGGCAAGUGGCGGGGAGAAGACGUAGCUGUGAAGAUCUUCUCCUCCCGGGAUGAGAGGUCCUGGUUCCGGGAAGCAGAAAUCUAUCAGACCAUCAUGCUCAGGCAUGAAAAUAUUCUGGGCUUCAUUGCUGCUGAUAACAAAGAUAAUGGCUCGUGGACCCAGCUCUGGUUGGUGUCGGAGUACCACGAGCACGGCUCCCUGUAUGACUACCUGAACAGGUACACAGUGUCAGUGGAGGGCAUGGUCGUUCUGGCGUUGUCUGUAGCCAGUGGGCUGGCUCACCUUCACAUGGAAAUCAUUGGCACACAAGGGAAGCCUGCAAUCGCUCACAGAGACCUGAAGUCUAAAAAUGUCCUUGUGAAGAGGAAUGGGACCGCAGUCAUCGCAGAUUUGGGUUUAGCCGUUAAACACGAUUCCAGCACAAACACCAUAGACAUACCGUCCAACCACAGAGUGGGAACUAAGAGAUACAUGGCUCCAGAGAUCCUGGAUGAGUCGAUCAAUAUGAACAACUUUGAGUCAUUUAAGAGGGCAGAUAUCUAUUCGCUUGGCUUGGUGUUCUGGGAAUUAGCCAGAAGAUGCUCUGUGAGAGGACUUCAUGAAGACUUUCAGCUGCCUUAUUACGACAUGGUGCCUUCAGAUCCGUCCAUUGAGGACAUGAAGAGGGUUGUUUGUGAUCAGAAACUGAGACCAAACAUUCCCAAUCAGUGGCAGAGCUGUGAGGCUCUGCGUGUGAUGGGAAGACUGAUGAGAGAGUGCUGGUAUGCCAAUGCUGCCGCGCGACUAACCGCGCUGCGAGUCAAGAAAACUGUGUCUCAGCUGUCUGCUAUCAAGGACGUCAAAGACUAGUUUGGCUUGCCGCCCUGCAGCUCAUCACUGGUGCUGGCACUGGUGUGAUGGGAAACACUUGGAGAACGCAGGCGCCACUUUUCAGGAGGAAACCACAUCUUGUUUUUUGUUGCCAAAUGAUUGUAUAAAGUGGCGCGUCGGCCGAAGCUCUGUAC
Molecule: messenger RNA, 1943 nt
Organism: Fundulus heteroclitus (mummichog)
Lineage: Eukaryota; Metazoa; Chordata; Actinopteri; Cyprinodontiformes; Fundulidae
Product: activin receptor type-1C
Exons: 9
Coding region: 307-1788 (493 amino acids)
Biological process (GO): activin receptor signaling pathway; protein phosphorylation; nervous system development
Cellular component (GO): activin receptor complex; plasma membrane
Molecular function (GO): ATP binding; activin receptor activity, type I
Source: RefSeq, a predicted model, not a curated record